This is a messenger RNA of Prorocentrum cordatum, 828 nucleotides long. The record is from the annotation of a GenBank genome assembly. NCBI's taxonomy places the organism in Eukaryota, Dinophyceae, Prorocentrales, Prorocentraceae.
AUGCCGGCCACGCAAUUCGGGGCUGUGGCGCAGAAGGGGACAGACUUCGCAUCCCAUUUGGUGCAAUCGCUCAUCGCGCUGGCUGAGAAGAAUGGGUGGUCUAUAUUCGUAUUGUUUAUUGACCUUGUCAAAGCUUUCGAUCGAGUCGUAAGGGAAUCGGUCCUCGGUUAUCCCGACGAAUUUCAGAGUGAUUCAGAACGUCUGGACCAUUUGCGCGCACUAGGACUCACAGAGGCAGUGGCGCAGCAUAUUUUCAAAUAUUUGCGAGACCAGCCGCCGUUGUUGAAGGCCUGGGGCGUCUCUGAUCACACAAUCGCGCUGUUGCGUGGCUUGCAUUGUGGAAGCUGGUUCGGCGUCGGCGAGGCGUCCGAUGUAGUUUGUCCGAAGACUGGAGGGCGCCAGGGCUGCAAAGUCGGAGCCAUCCUCUUCAAUUCGGUCUAUUCGAUCGCCCUGAAGGCCUUGCACGCUGCGCUCAAGGAUGCCGGGAUUACGUUGGUAUUGAGGAAGGCUGGCGAUGUCUUUUGGGGCGUUGGACAAGAUAAGCCGGCUGACUUCGCUGACGUGUCAGGCUGCGCAUUCGUUGACGAUGAUUGCAUUGUGGUGGUUGGUCGCAACGCUCGAGUUCUAGCCGAGGCGAUCCCCAAAGCAGUGCGGCAAGUCGUGAAGAUUUUCGCGUCUCUGAAUCUGCAGAUAAAUUGGAACCCUGGGAAAACGGAAGCUAUGGUUCGAUUCCGCGGCCAGCGCUCUCAGCGUGUAUUUGAGACAAUGGUAUGCAAUUCAAUGAUGAUGCUGGGCGCUGGAUUGGGUCACCGGUGGCGCUCGACAUAG